AGGUCUCGUCGCGCGCGGACGUGCUCGCGUCUUCAAAAUUAUUCAUCGGAUUUACGUGAAGUGACUAUCGUGUAUAUUGUUUCGUGACUGUGAAAUGUUUUGAUAUGAAUUAACAUUAGUUCGUUUUAAAUUUCUUUGUCUACGAAAGCCGCAUAAAUGAUGGGUGUAAGCAGUUGUAUGAGCGUACGACAAGCUAGAGGCCCCUGUCACUGUCCCGCUUGCCCUAGGGCUUCGGGACACGGGGCUCAGAUGCCACCUCCGACUCUCGUCUUGCCUCCGAUGGCAUUGGAGCCUGAAACCACGCCUGUAAAAGACAAGAAGGGAUCUAAAAUGAAGGUCCUCAAAAAGAUAAAGAAAAAGAUUGGAUUAGCGCCCCGCACGGGUUGCACUGGCGGAACCCCCAACAACCUGCCGCCGCUGAGCUUCCACGCCGUACACGGGGACAACGUCCGCGUCUCCCGCGACGGCACCACUGCCCGACGCGUCGAGUCCUUUUGCAAAGGCGUCGCCUUCAGCGCUCGUCCGGUUAGGGUAAAUGAAAAAGUUUGCAUCCGUUUUGUCGAAAUUUCCAACUCGUGGAGCGGCGUCAUCCGGUUCGGGUUCACAUCUCACGACCCCACAUCCCUCGCACACGCUCUACCCAAGUACGCCUGCCCAGAUCUAACCAACAAACCCGGAAACUGGGCUAAAGCUCUCGGAGAAAGAUUUUGCGAGAAGGAUAAUAUAUUGUACUACUAUGUCAAUUCCGCUGGCGACGUCCACUUUGGUGUCAACGGUGAAGACAAGGGUUUAUUCUUCUCGGGAGUCGACACGAGGAAUCCACUUUGGGCGCUCGUCGACGUGUACGGCAACUGUACGGCCAUCCAAUUCGCCGAUCCUAGGGCACCGCCACAUCAGAUAAGGAGAUGCCCGCCGAGCCCGGUCGACGAGGAAAGAUUGGCGGGAAGUAUGCGAGCUCUAGCGGUCGAGGAGCCGCUCCCACCACCUAGAUAUCAAAAUCCCCUAGUCCCCUUGAGUCUCCACCGGACGAAAGGAAGGAACGUUCAGUUCGUUACCGAUAGAGGCGUGGCUGCGAGGAUAGAAGCAGAAUUUUGUCAAGGAUACGUAUUCACAGCCCGUCCGAUGCGCCCGGGGCAGACCAUCGUCGUCCAGAUUCUCUCUACGGAAGCAGCGUACGCAGGAAGUUUGGCGAUCGGUCUGACGUCGUGCGAUCCGGCCACUCUGACGCCCUGCGAUUUGCCCGACGACGCCGAGCAACUAUUAGAUCGGCCGGAGUACUGGGUGGUGAGGCGGGACGCCGCAAACGGUCUCCGCAGGGGCGACGAACUGGCGGUGACCUUGACUUUAGACGGCGAGGUUCGCGUCAGCCGAAACGGCUCAAACCCAGUGACGGUCAUGCACGUCGACCACACUUUGCGACUAUGGGCGUUCGUCGAUAUUUAUGGAGCAACCCAAAAAGUGAGAAUGUUAAGUUCUCAGGCGGUGCAAGCGCAGACGCCGCCUCAGCAACUGAGAGUACUAGCCGGCUCGGCUGCCCCGAUAGCUACCACCAGCGGCGGCACUGUACUAGUAGUCAGUCUUCCUCCACAAAAUGGCAAUCAGAACGCUACCAAUCACCAGCAAGGGCUGACAUUAGCGAGCGCACAUUAUAUAGAGCCUAUCCAAAGAUCGUCCCAACUGUGCAUCCAGCAGAUACCGGCUCCGGCGGCCUGCUCCUCGAUGCAACAGUAUCCCCGCCCCCGACCACCUCUAGACGGUCAAUGCUCGUCGACCAGCCAAAACAACUCCAACGAACAAAUCCAACUGCCAAACGGACACGCCGAAGCCCUGCGUAUGGACAGAAUCGUGAACGGACCUUCCACGAGCCGCGCUCUCCCAUCUACCUCACAUCAUCAACCUCUCUAUUCGGUGAUCGGGGAAGGAAACUUAACCGGAACGGAGUGCACGAUCUGCUACGAGAACCCAAUAGAUAGUGUGCUGUACAUGUGCGGGCACAUGUGCAUGUGCUAUCGGUGCGCCGUCCAGCAGUGGAGGGGCAAGGGCGGCGGCCAGUGCCCCCUGUGCAGGGCGCAGAUCAAGGACGUAAUUCGUACCUACAAGUCCUGAUGUGCUUAAUAUAGAUAAGAUUUAUAACCACGCGACGGGCGAUGAUCGCAUGUUAUACUGGUGCUGUCACUAUGAUAUUGAGUUAUUGGCGAGUCGAGUCGACGGUCAGCGCUCAGCACUCAGCAGUCAGCAGCCAUAUAGGUUCGACGGCUAUUGUAGCUCUCGUAGAGAUUUGUUUGACGGUUAAAAAACAUACGCGGAAAUGCCAAAAGAAUAUAUUUGAAUACGACUUUAACGAUAUUUAUGCCUAGUUUAGUUAUUGUAUAUAUUUUAUUGGAUAACAAACACUUAAGUAGGUAUUCUCUUUUUGAUAUUCUACUUAUAUUCAGUAGCAUAAAGUUAAUUUUAUGAGCAAUAGCUUCUGAAUUCUAUAAAACUUAUUUAUUUAGAAGUAUUUAAGGGAUUUAUUUAGGUGUCAAUUUGUAAUGUAUAGAAAAUGCUCGAUAGAUGAAACUUAUUUCUAUUCUGUGUAUAUGAAGCUUGACAUUCGAUUAGGUUCAUAUUUAUUUUGGACUAAUUUUUAUAUGGUAUAAUCUUGUAGUUAUAUAAUGUAAGAGUGUAUUCUACGAUGGUUCUAUCCAUUCAUUGAGUAGGAAUACCCAACAAACUGCGCCUGACUUGUUCAAAUCUUAUAUUCACUUUAUUGUUUUCUGACAUGAUAUGGCGUCGGCAUUCAAAUCCCGAAUAUAUUUUAUUGGAGAGUUGGAUUCAGUGUGGUUAUUAUAUCUGAGGCUAUAGGAAUUUCUGUAUACAAGUUAGUUAUGCUAGGUAUUUUAACUAAGAUAGGGUUCCUAAGGUAGUCUAGGCUGCAAAUAAUAUCCAUACGUCCACAUUUUUGGUGAUAGAUAUAAUGCAUUUAAUAAAAUAAUCAUAUCAUAAUUUUAAAAUGCUACCAGUUCCUAAAGCAUUUUUCGGUUACGAAUAAAUUGGCCAAAACCCAAACGUCAGUAAUUUAUUUCCAUUUAUAUUAUUUAUAUUUUUUGUUUGUAGCACUAGAAUACGAUAUUAUUAAAUAUCAUUUUUGAGCGGUUGGUUAUAAAUGGAAUAUUUAACUAAAUUAGCCCAUAUACAUAACGCUAUGGCGCUACGUUAAAUAUAAGUGCAUUUUAAAUCAACCCUCACAGUAAAACUUCUCUUUGAAACCAUUCCCUUCCCAGCCGGUUGCUCAAGUUUUCAUAAUCAUAACAUUCUUUUUUUUUUUGUUAAGUUUGUAGUAGACAUUGAUUCUUGAGCCACCAUUUUAAUUAUUAUGAUUCAAAUGCAUUUUAUAUUUAAUCAUUCCUGUAUAUAUUUAAGUUAAUUACCAUUUUUGUACCAAAUUUUGCAGCCAGUUUUUUGACCAUUGAAAAAUAUUUAAAAACUGUCUUAUUGACUACAGUAGUUCAUUAGAUUUUUUGUGUUGUUCUUGUUAGUCCUUACCUACUAAUGCCCAACAUUUUUUUUUGCAUCAAUUUUUUUAUAAAAAAU
Messenger RNA from Aricia agestis (brown argus), 3573 nucleotides. RefSeq names its product protein neuralized (gene neur). The coding region runs from base 157 to 2106 and encodes 649 amino acids. The record is from RefSeq and is a predicted model, not a curated record. The transcript is spliced from 4 exons. NCBI's taxonomy places the organism in Eukaryota, Metazoa, Arthropoda, Insecta, Lepidoptera, Lycaenidae. Gene Ontology annotation, molecular function: ubiquitin protein ligase activity.